AUGGAGGAGAAAGUCGAAACGAAGGCGACGUUUGUCAAGAAGCGCAGUGAUAUGGAGGACUUGUAUUACAAGCUCCGGGAUUUUCUCACAUUGAAUAAGCAGAAUAGCACGCCUUCUGCCCAAGCGUCUCACGUUUCUUCCUCUGUCGUCCGACUACCGAAGAUUGAUCUACCCACAUUCGAUGGUGAGAUGGAUAAUUGGAUCCCAUUCUACGACGCCUAUCGUAGUUUGAUCCACAAUAAUAAGGAUUUGGCAGCUGUGGACAAGUUUCACUACUUGCUGGCGGCGCUCAAGGACCUAGUCAAGCGUCUGCUGGAUACCACGAGCAUUACCGGGGACAAUUACAAGAUUGCGUGGGAUCUUCUGGUUAGUCGGUACGAUAACAAGCGCCUGUUGAUCAAAACCACAUCAACUCGCUUUUCAAUGUUGAGCCCGUGA
This is a messenger RNA of Armigeres subalbatus, 438 nucleotides long. RefSeq lists its product as uncharacterized. Bases 1 to 438 code for a protein of 145 amino acids. NCBI's taxonomy places the organism in Eukaryota, Metazoa, Arthropoda, Insecta, Diptera, Culicidae. The record is from RefSeq and is a predicted model, not a curated record. The transcript has a single exon.